UUUGGCACAGGAUGAAGACCAGCUCAGCUCUUCGGCUGUUGAUCUUUGUCUAUUGUUCUCCAAACAGUAAACCACUAUUUCCACACCGACAGAUUGUAGGCUGCAGUUCUGUCCGAGUCCUGGGCUCCUCAUGAGUAUGAACUAGAAGGGCUCUGACCCAGAAAGUGGUUCUGAACAGGGUAAAAUGGGGUCUCGGAAAUGUGGAAGCUGCCUGAGUAGUCUGCUGAUUCCUCUUGCACUUUGGAGUAUAAUUGUGAACAUACUACUGUAUUUCCCCAAUGGGCAAGCUUUCUAUGCAUCCAGCAAUAAACUCACCAACUACGUCUGGUAUUUUGAAGGAAUCUCUUUCUCAGGUAUCAUGAUGCUUAUAGUAGCAGCAGUUCUUCUUGUACUGGAGAAUGAUAACAGCCAUAAAUGUUUCCAGAGUGAAAACUGCAGCAAAAAAUACAUGACACUGCUGUCGAUGAUCUUUUCUGCCCUUGGAAUUGCUUCCUCUGGAUACUGCCUGGUCAUAUCUGCUUUUGGCCUUCUUCAGGGCCCUUACUGCCGUACCUUUGAUGGCUGGAGUUACGCCUUUGAAGGCACUGCAGGACGUUUCCUUACAGAUUCCAGCUUAUGGAUUCAGUGCUUGGAACCAGCUCAUGUAGUGGAGUGGAACAUCAUCUUAUUUUCUAUUCUCAUAGCUCUCAGUGGGCUUCAAGUGAUUGUCUGCCUCAUCAGAGUAGUCAUUCAGUUGUCCAGGAUACUGUGUGGAAACUAUUCAGUCAUCAUCCAGCCUGGAAUCAUUUGAAUAAUGACAAGAAUGUUUUUCUUUAUCAAGAUAUGGCCAUCUACCUAUGUCUACUGAAUGGACUUGAAGGUCAUAUUCAAAUGAUGGGCUUUUUCUCCAGCUGGUGUUUCUUGUCCUCACAGCAAUGCGGUCCCUUCAUUUUUCUGAGCUCUGUGUGUCAGGAUCUUCAGAAAUGUUCAUACCCUUUGAUGAAAUAAAUCCAAUUUCAAUAACCUAUACUAUGAAAAUAAAUAAGAAUACAAGAUAAAACUUUAUGCAAGUACAUAUAUUUGAACAUUAUUUAAUAUUCUGGAAAAUUAGAAAUAACCCAAAAGUCUCACUUUAGGGGAAGGAUUAAAUAAAUCAUGGUACGUUAGUUGUAA
Messenger RNA from Hippopotamus amphibius kiboko, 1152 nucleotides. RefSeq names its product transmembrane 4 L six family member 18 (gene TM4SF18). The coding region runs from base 185 to 790 and encodes 201 amino acids. The record is from RefSeq and is a predicted model, not a curated record. NCBI's taxonomy places the organism in Eukaryota, Metazoa, Chordata, Mammalia, Artiodactyla, Hippopotamidae. Gene Ontology annotation, cellular component: membrane. The transcript has 6 exons.